AUGGCGUCCAGAAGAUUCUCCAAGUCUGUUUCAGCAGCCAUAAAGGCGCACAAUGCUUUCUCAAAACCCUCUCUCCUCCUCCGUUCUCGUCCUCUCUCUGCCUCUGCUGCUCACUUCAGCUCCUCCCGUUCCUCUCCCAACUCCUUUCUUUCCCGGCCAAACUCCUUCAUCGGAAACAAGAUCACUUCAGCUUCUCAAGCCGCCCCUCGUGGCCAACUAUUACCUCUUUCUCUCCAAUUCCCUUCUCUUCACCGCUUCUCGUCUAUGUAUGGAGAUGAAUCAGAUGAUGAAAGUGAACUUGAAAAGUGUGGCACGGAUUUAACUGAGAUGGCUAGACAAGGAAAGCUCCCUCCUCUCAUUGGACGUGACGAUGAAAUUAAGCGUUGCAUUCAGAUACUAUGCAGAAUGACAAAGAGCAAUCCUGUUAUCAUUGGUGAACCUGGUGUUGGCAAAACUGCUAUCGUUAUAUCUCUCGACAUGGGUUCACUGGUUGCUGGUACCACAUAUCGAGGAGAAUUUGAGGAAAAGUUGAAAGCAGUACUGAAGGAAAUAACAGAUUCCAAUGGGAAGACUAUCUUGUUCAUUGAUGAAAUCCACACUCUUGUUGGUGCAGGAGUUGGUACAGAUAGCACAAUGGAUGCAAGCAACCUCUUGAAACCAAUGCUUGCAAGAGGUGAACUACGAUGCAUUGGUGCAACUACGCUGUCUGAAUACGGCAAGUACAUAGAGAAAGAUCCAGCUCUUGAACGUAGGUUUCAGAAAGUGUACUGUGGCCAGCCAUCUGUUGGAGAUACCAUCUCGAUUCUACGUGGGCUAAGGAAACGGUACGAGUCACACCAUGGUGUCAAGAUAUCAGAUGACUCACUUGUUUCAGCAGCGGUUUUGUCUGACCGCUACAUCCCUGAACGCUUUUUGCCGGACAAAGCUGCUGCGAAGCUGAAAAUGGAGACCUAUUCUAAACCAGCCGAACUCGAGGAAGUAGACAAAGCUGUAAUCAAACUGGAGAUGGAAAAGUAUUCUUUGAAAAAAGAUAAUGCUAAAGCUUCUAAAGAACAGCUCAAGAAGAUGGAGACUGAAUUGACCAAACUCAAAUAUAAACAGAAAGAACUCACUGAUCAAUGGGAGGAAGAAAAGUCUCUCAUUACUAAAUUACGUUCAUUUAAAGAAGAGGUCGAUAAAUCCGCUGAACGUGAACUUGGUCUAGACCGUACUGAUGAGUUUAAGUACGGAAGACUAACGUCCCUCCAAAGCCAGUUAGAAGAAGCAGAGAAGAAUCUCACAAAUACCGGAGAGUCUGGACAGUCAUUACUCUCACACGGUGUCACCGAUGUUCAAAUAGCAGAGAUAAUAAGCAAGUGGACAGGCAUUCCACUGUCAAAUCUUCAGAAAUCUGAGAAAGAAAAGCUGGUCAUGUUGGAAGAAGAGCUUCACAAGAGAGUUAUUGGUCAAGAAAAGGCUGUGGAGUCAAUAGCAGAUGCUAUACGUUGCUCAAAGGCUGGUCUCUCUGAUCCUAACCGUCCCAUAGCUAGUUUCAUGUUCAUGGGUCCAACCGGUGUUGGUAAAACCGAGCUUGCAAACGCACUCGCGGGUUACCUUUUCAACACUGAGAACGCGAUAGUGAGGAUCGAUAUGAGCGAGUACAUGGAUAGUAACUCAGUGUCUCGGCUCGUUGGUGCACCUCCAGGCUAUUCCGGUUUCGAAGAAGGGGGGCAGUUGACUGAAGCCGUUCGCCGGAGACCUUACUCGGUUGUUCUGUUUGAUGAGAUCGAGAAAGCUCAUCCUGAUGUCUUCAACGUCAUGCUACAGCUACUAGACGAUGGAAGAGUCACUGACUCUCAUGGGAGGACAGUGAGUUUCAGAAACUGCUUUGUGAUAAUGACCUCUAAUAUAGGAGCUGACAAAAUCCUUGAGACUUUCCGGAACAAUCAAGAUCGCAAAGAAGAGGUUUAUGAGGUGAUGAAGCAACAAGUUGUGGACUCAGCAAGAAAAACUUUCAAGCCAGAGUUCAUCAAUAGAAUUGAUGAAUAUAUAGUUUUCCAGCCUUUGGAUUCAAAAGAACUAUCCAAGAUCGUGGAGCUUCAGAUGAGACGUGUGAAGAAGAUGUUGGAACAAAAGAAAAUAAGUCUUGAGUACACGAAAGAAGCUGUGGAUCUCCUUGCUCAACUAGGGUUUGAUCCCAACAAUGGAGCAAGACCAGUGAAGAGAGUGAUUGAGAAGGUUGUGAAGAAGGAGAUCUCCUUAAGACUUUUGAAUGGGGAAUUUAAAGAGGAAGACACUAUCCUUCUCGAUGUUGACCAGAUAAACAACAAACUGGUGAUCAUCAAGAAGCUCGAGAAUGACAGUGCUCAUGUCCAAGAAAUGGCUGCUUGA
Microthlaspi erraticum is the source of this 2370-nucleotide messenger RNA. The record is from the annotation of a GenBank genome assembly. NCBI's taxonomy places the organism in Eukaryota, Viridiplantae, Streptophyta, Magnoliopsida, Brassicales, Brassicaceae.